AUGACCACCCUGCUCAUCCCCAAGAACGCCUCCGAAUGGACACAGGCCAACCUCACGGCGUACAAGAUAACCAUAAUCGACCAAGAUCGGACCGCGUUCUUCGACUUGGGCGGUCGCCUGCCCGGUCUGCCCAUGUCGCUCGACGCACUCGCUGACACGCCUGAUCGUGAGGCAGCGGUGCAUGUGGACGACGAGUACGAGACGGAGAAGUACCUUCACCUGCUGGAGCUUGCACAGGGCGCUUCACGCGAUGCUGGUGGUAGGGUAGAAGGGGUAGAAGGGCAAGAGCAAGGAACGAGGCGAGGCGGUCGCCUGGAAUCGGCGAUGGCGAUGUUCAUCGAGCGGUUAUUGCUGAAAAUAGGGUACGACACUGAGCGCAGUCUCCUCUUACACAGGGUCGGGCUUCCCCUCACCAUCGCCUACACUGAGCGCCUUGCCCAGCCCUCACUAGCGAUGUGGGACACCGACGAACUGGUCACUUUGCUUGUCCAGACUGACCUCUACCCCUUCCAUUCCCUCUUGCUCUCCACGGGGCCGGAAAAAGUCGAUCCAGAAGCUUCGUUGAUCGCCUCUGCAAUCGCCUCAUUCCAAUACAACAACCGGACGCACAUCGCAUCUCAAGCUGCGCCGUUCAGUGUCACGACCCGUCCCCGGCUCCCGGCACAAUUAUCCGGCUCCCAAGGCUGUAUCCAGCUUCCGAGGCUUGUGGUAAUGAGCCGUGCUCUUCCGGGACACUUCUGA
Cyclocybe aegerita is the source of this 741-nucleotide messenger RNA. Lineage: Eukaryota; Fungi; Basidiomycota; Agaricomycetes; Agaricales; Hemipholiotaceae. The record is from the annotation of a GenBank genome assembly.